This is a messenger RNA of Rhineura floridana, 3299 nucleotides long. Its product is annotated as RNA binding protein fox-1 homolog 1-like. NCBI's taxonomy places the organism in Eukaryota, Metazoa, Chordata, Lepidosauria, Squamata, Rhineuridae. The record is from RefSeq and is a predicted model, not a curated record. Gene Ontology annotation, biological process: nervous system development; regulation of alternative mRNA splicing, via spliceosome. Gene Ontology annotation, molecular function: mRNA binding. Gene Ontology annotation, cellular component: nucleus; cytoplasm. The transcript has 11 exons.
AGCUGUUGGCGUCUCUCAAUGGCACCGUCCCAUCAGCCACUCAGCACUCCCUCAGCCAGUGCCAAAGCCGCUUGGACAGAGGUGCUUUUGACUCCUUUUGGGACUGGGUGGUCGGGCCCUGACUUUAUUAUGUGCCAUGCUCUCCCCUCCAGCUGUGGUUCUGCACCCCUACAGCCUACCUGUCUACCCACCGGCACCCCAAUGUUACUCCGGGCUGGUUCAGGGUAGUCCAGAUGCUGCGGUGCCACCAGCUGAUGCCAUGACACAGACGUUCCCGGCUCAGUAUCCUCCGCCACCGCCCCAGGCCCGGCUACCUCCGCAAUACCAUCUCCACAGCACCCCUUCAGAGUACUCAUCCCCAACAGGCCUGGAUCACAGUCUUCGUAUCUUCCCUGAACAGGGAACAGCUGCACCAGAGCCAUUGCCACUGCCCCCACCUCCUGCGCAGCCAGAAGAAGCCCCUGCAUCUGAGCUGUCCCCGGAAGCAGAGGAGGCAGAAAGCAGCGAGGACAAAGCCCAGCCCAAACGCCUGCAUGUGUCCAACAUCCCCUUCCGCUUCCGUGACCCAGACCUGCGGCAGAUGUUUGGGCAAUUUGGAAAAAUCCUGGAUGUGGAGAUCAUCUUUAAUGAACGUGGCUCUAAGGGCUUUGGCUUUGUCACCUUUGAAAACAGCCAGGAUGCUGACCGAGCGCGGGAGAAGCUGAACAGCAGUAUUGUGGAAGGCAGAAAGAUUGAGGUCAACAAUGCCACAGCCCGUUUAGUCACCAAGAAACCCCCAGCAGCACCAGUGGUGAAUGACUCUCAGGGCUAUAAAGUGGGACAUAAGUAUUCUAAAUAGUAUCUUGUGCCCUCCCAACUAGUGGCAAGCAUCCCUUACCCUAUGAUGGCACCAGCUGCCCUGGCAUAUCGUGGGGCUCUGCGAGGGCGUGGCCGAGCCACUAUCUAUAAUCCCAUUCGAGCGGCACCUGCCCCCUCUCCAGUUCCAGCCUAUGGCAGUGUGCUCUAUCCAGACAGUCUGUAUGGUUCUGACCUCUACGGUUAUCCUGCAGCUUACAGAGUGGCUCAGACUCCGGCAGCCGCAACAGCAACAGCUUAUAGUGAUGGGUAUGGACGGGUCUACACUACGGCCGACCCCUAUCAUCACACAGUGACCCCUGCCUAUGGAGUGGGUGCCAUGGCCAGCUUGUACCGAGGAGGAUGCAACCGUUUUACGCCGUACUGAGGGACCAAGCGCUGGCGAUGAGCAUCUAGGAGGCACUUGUGAGCUGAUGGCACAGAUGGUGGGACCUGGCACUGAGAACCUUGCGUGUGUGUGUUUGUGUGUGUGUAUGUGUGACAGAGAAAGGCAGGCAGGAGCUUGGUGAAGAUCCCUCCAACUGGCAGGACACCGUUGCUGGGGACAGUCAGAGGAUGACAGCUCAGGCGUUUACUCCAGCCCCGUAACAACUUUCAGCAUUACUUGCAAUUCUGGCCUCUUUUGUGUUUUGCUGUUGGAUGGAGGCCAGCAGUCAGAUGGCAAACCAAAUUCAGAGGCAAGGCAAAUGAAAAACUGGCAAUCCCAGCUAGGUUACAAGCUCAGCAAGGUGCACCGGAUGAAAGUAAAUCCAGUGUACCUUGUGAUGGUAGGGAAAGCUGAGGCCUUACCAGAAUUCGUUUUCUGAAGCACAUCCUGGAGUUCUCUGUGAUCAAUCGGAUCGUCUUUGCGUGCUUUCACCAUAAUUAUAAACCAGUUUCAAAGCUGUUAGGGCACCUGAAAUCUGACUAAGGAACCUUGAGGAGAAAUGAAGUUCAAGAAGAGAGUAGUGUCUGUAACAAAGGGUGCUCAGGCCCUUGGAUGUUGGCAGAGGAAGGGAGGAUCUGUGAGAAUGAAAAUGGAUUCCAAAUUAGUUCAGAAUUUUCAUUCACCUACUUUACAGAUUUGCUUCAGUCAUGGCUUCCCUGAGAAUCCUCAGAACUGAAGUUUGAAAAUGCUGAGAAUUCUCUGUUUGUGAGAAACCUUUCCUGGAUGACAGUUCCCAGGGUUCCCUGGAAAGAAGAAAUUACUAUUAUCCCUCUUGUUGUCAUGAGUUAUAGAGCGGUUAUAUGGGUUAGCAGCUGAGAGUCAGAAAUCUUGCUUUCUCUCUCUCUCUCGAGUCCUCCCCUUCCUUCUCUCAUUCCCUGUCCUUUUCCUCCUCUUUGAUUGCUCUUUUAUAUAUUAUUUUCUUCGUGUGUGCUCACGCUAUAUUCUUUGUGCUCUCCCUUGUUUCAGAUCUGCUUUGGGUAUCAGCUCAUAACAGGCAGUGGCUCAAGCAAGCCUCUUAUUUUUCUGUGAAAACGUGCAGACCGUUUUUAUCAUUUUCAUUAUUGAAGUCUGGGGGGAAUCAUAAUAUAUUUUUAUAAAUACUAUUCUUUUGUGAAAAAAUGUAAUAUAUAUAUUCAGAUUUGUUUGUAAUGGCUGUGAUGCAGCAAUGCUUUUGUAUGCAGGGACAAUAGCAGAACUUUUUCUUCCAUGGAGAAAAGUCAAACGUAUCCAGGGUUUUUAUGCCAUGUGAAAUGGUUCAACAAGCAGGCGCUGUUUUGCAGAGCUCUCCUAUGCACAUCAUCUUGUGUAAGGGUUUUUCAUACUUGUGCAUAGAGAAGGAUGUGCAUGCACACACACACACACACAUGUGUAUCAAUGUGCUCAACAGUUUCCCAUUCAAAUCCACGGGACUUUAAAAGAUGCUAUUGGAGGUCACUGAUUCAUAGCGUCACCAUUAGUCAUAAUCUACUUGAAGGCACAUAACAACAACAAAAUUAUGCCUGGAUUGUUCCCUAAGGAAAAAAAAGGUUUUUUGAGGAUUACAGCUUUGAUUCUUUAGAUUUUGUGAAAAAAAACCCUGAAUGUUUAUAGUUGGAAAAGAAAUUAGAUAUUUUAAAAAUGCAAAAGUGACAAUCCAAAAGAAAUCAGUUACACAAGGAACUUUUGGAGGUUGCAAUGCUUAUUCCCAUUCACAUGUCCCAGUGAAGCAAAUGGGUGUUAAUGCAUAUAACUUUGUGCUGAGCUGAAGCCUAAAGACUGUUACUAGGCACUUUAAAAAAACCACCCCAAACUGGAACGCAUCUCACCAGCUAAUUCACUUUCUUCUGAAGGAUGCUGAACCCAAAGCAGAAGCCGUUUGUUUCUAGCCAUUUGCUUUCACGUAUUUCUGAGCUUAAGUGUCUUGCAGUGCCUGCUCAGUUCACACAUAGCAAUAUCUCAGGGAAACCCUUCUAAGCAGAUGCUUCUUCUUUUUUGUCACUGUUCCUUGUUACUGUAAUAAAAUCCUGAUUCUGGCUAA